GAUGAGUAGGAACAACGCAUGGGCUUUGUACUCACGCAAGGCAUUGGAGGAGAACUUUGAUAUGGCGGUGUACGUAAACAUAGUGUCACGACUGGUGCAAGGUGAUGCAGUGACCACUGUGGAAGGCUCAAGCCAGGAGGUGAUGCAUGAAGAGGAUGGAGGGCAUGUCGGGGAGGGCAGUUCCAGUAGAGAGGGAGGUAGAGUGGACCCUGGUGAGGUCGAUGCAGGAUGCAUGGAUAAUGAAGACGGUGGUAGCGGGGAUGAAGAAGCUGCUGACAAUGAUGACCCGGUCCCGGCGAUCCAGUACUUUCGUGGUACUGGGCUCCUGGAGUGUGUCGUCGUUGAGUAUAACACCUUAUCUAACUGGGGAUACCAGAAUAGCGACAUUCAGGUCGGGCAACAGUUUCGUAACAGAGGGGAGGUCAUCCACUUUAUUAGCAACUAUGCUGUAAUAACAAGAAGGGACCACAAGUGCGCCCGGUCUAACCCUACGGAGUAUGAGGUCAGGUGUACGAAGCACCCGAAUUGCCCUUACUUCGUACGAGCACAUCAGCCGAAAUAUGAGAACUAUUUUGUGAUUAGUAGACACACCCCACAUACAUGCAGCGAAGAGGCUAUUAGGAAUGUGAGCCACGCCGUUGAUGCGAGGUUCGUAGCCCAACUCCUCAUCACGCUUAUUGGCACAGAAAUUUGUUUGUCGCCAAAAUCGAUUAUGGGGGAGGUGCACACUAAGACUGGCAUGCUUAUCAAUUACCACACCGCGUGGCGAGCGAAGCAGAAGGCGUUGAAGAUGCUGUUUGGAAGCUUCGAAGAGUCAUACAACAAUGCUCCGAGACUGCUGCAGAAGAUUGCCAUGACGAAUCCAGGGACUCAAUGGGCCAUAGCGGAUGAGCCGAUCAGGCUAGAUGAUGGGUCAUAUAGCACCACUGACCGAUACCUCAUUAGGUUAUUCUGGUCCUUUGGACAAUGCAUCGAAGCAUUCAGGCAUUGUAGGCCGGUUGUAUGCGUGGAUGCCACAUUUCUAAGCGGCAAGUUCCAUGGUACCCUUAUGACAGCAAUGGCGGCGGAUGCAAAUAAUCAGAUCAUUCCUCUCGCCUUUGCAAUGGUUGAGAGUGAAAACAAUGAUAGUUGGCUGUGGUUCCUCACCUUGGUAAGGACACGUGUCGUGGGAAAUAGGGAACGAGUUUGCGUCAUCUCAGACCGUAACAAGGGUCUUUUGCAUGCGUUGGACGUGCUGCAUGAUAGCACAAACUGCUCCAUUGCAUGGCCUGAUGUGGAGAGAAGAUGGUGCAUGCGACACUUGGGCGCGAACCUGUACACAAGGUACCGCAGCAAGUCGCUUGUAAAGAGAUUCAAAGGGCUAUGUCUUCAGAACCAGCAGGCGAAGUUCAACGAGAUAUGGAGAGAGUUAAAUGAGACCACUCGCAAGAUGAUGGCAGACCAGCAAGCAGGGGAGGAUCAACUGCGGGCGCAAAUGGUUGGGGGCCAAACUAUCGUUAGUCGUUCACGUGGUACAUUUAGCCAGUGGAUAGCGGGGAAGCCGGCGGAGCGUUGGGCCCUUAUCCAUGACACUCAUGGUGCCAGGUACUCCAUCAUGACAACGAACAUAGCGGAGGCGUUCAACAAUGUCCUGAAGGGAAGACUGAGCGUAGGUAGUCAGUGA
Phragmites australis (common reed) is the source of this 1663-nucleotide messenger RNA. RefSeq lists its product as uncharacterized. The coding region runs from base 2 to 1663 and encodes 553 amino acids. Lineage: Eukaryota; Viridiplantae; Streptophyta; Magnoliopsida; Poales; Poaceae. The record is from RefSeq and is a predicted model, not a curated record. The transcript has 3 exons.